Molecule: messenger RNA, 1071 nt
Organism: Effrenium voratum
Lineage: Eukaryota; Dinophyceae; Suessiales; Symbiodiniaceae
Source: the annotation of a GenBank genome assembly
GCACUUCAGAACCCGACGCCGGGCAUCCGCUGAUUACGCCAUGCACGGAAUGCGUGCACUGCGGCGUUGGACACCGGCUGGGCUGCAGCUGCGGAGGGCGCUCGAGCGCCCUGGCCGCUUCCUGGCUGUGAGCGUGGAGGAGGCCCGGCGCAGAGAAAAGCUGGUGCACGAGUCCGCAAAGGCGCGGGGCGCGCGAUCGGUGAGCUCCCACGUGGUGGACACUGGCUUCUCCGUGGUCUUCGGCCUCUGCAUUGCCUGUUGGUACUUCGACUGGUUCUCUGCCCGGGAGACCACCCAUUUGGAGCGGUUCACCGCUUGGCUCCGUGCGCGGCAAGUGGCAGUGGUCGCUUUCGAGCUGGACCACGUGAUGUGCUGCAGGCCACGCGGAGACAGAGGAAUCUCGCUCUUCGAGCUAGAGGAGUACUGCGCUGGCAUCAGCCCGGACUUCGCGGAGGCUGCCGCCGCGCUGGCGCGGCGGGGCUUCUUCCUGGCCCUGGUGGUCCGCGGCUGCACUCCUCCGGCUGCACCCGCCCGAAGCUGGUGGCGCAAGGAGGAAAAGCAGCCGGAGUUCGUGGAUGGCCCGGAGCUGGCGCGGAAGCUGGUGGCGCGGAUGUGCCCGGAGGCGCUGGGGAGCAUCAAGGUGAUCACUAGCACCGCUGCUCCCGAGAGCAGUGUGGAGGACUGCAUCCAGGAGAUAACCAGCGUGCACCGCGUGCCUGCCCGGCGGGUGGUCCUCUUCACCGCGUCCAAAGACACGGAGCAGGAUGGGCAGGACAACACCUGGACUGGCAUCCACGUACCAAAUCCCAAAGAAGGCUUUCGCUACGAGGAUCUGCAACUUCCCGCGGCAGCGGAUGAGGAAGGCUGGUUUGAACUGCCCAUCACGCUGCUCAAGCAGGUCCGAUCGAGCAUCGGCCUGUAGCGCCCGGCGUCGCGGCGCCUCGCAUUCGCGAAAACCGAAAGGAGCGGCGGGUUUCGCAGGAUGAGCCAUUGGGCAACUGGUCCCAGCUCUAAGCUCUUUAGUUAAUUGCGCGCCAUUGGGCUUGUCCAUUUCACCACAAACCGAGGAGC